CUGGUCAUGGACGGAGUUCGAUUACAGCGCGACCAUCGGUUAAAUAACAAACUAAUUAUGUAGCAUCAAAUUUAAAUAUUCUUUUGAGUUUCUAUAGAAACGUUUGAAUUCUUUGUCGAGGAUUUCUUGACCGGCUUCGCUGAGCUUUGAAAACUCGGCGCAAUGUUAUAACUCUUCGCGUUAAAAGAUUUUAUAUUAUUCACAAAUGCUAUAAAUUUAUUCAGAUACAGUGAGAUUAAGGUUUCAUUAGAUAGGAAAUGUCAAAUACAAAUGCAAAUGCAAGUACAAUAAGCGGUAAGAAUUUACUUCGUCCUUCUGGGCUACAGUGCAAGGAUCUUCACGAGUACUUAAAAUUACGGCCUCCGGAAGUAUUAAAUAAAUUCUAUCACAGUCCGCCGAUAUGUCUGGCUGUUUUUCGAGAAUUGCCGGAAAUAGCGAGGCAUUACGUGAUGAGGUUAUUGUUUGUCGAACAACCAGUGCCGCAAGCAGUAAUUGCUUCCUGGUGCUCGAAACUUCACUCCGAAGAACAUCAGAAAGUCGUUCAAAUCCUAAAUGAACUGAAUGUGUGGAAGGAAACUUCUAUACCAGGAGGUCUUCCUGGAUGGAUUCUAAAACCGACCUUUAAGAAAAAUCUGAAAAUAGUUUUACUGGGUGGCGGAAAGCCAUGGACCAUGUCGAAUCAAUUAGAAACUGAUAGCAAACCCAGGGAUGUUGCUUUUCUGGAUUCUUAUGCACUAGAAAGGUGGGAAUGUGUCCUUCAUUAUAUGGUUGGUUCCCAACAACAAGAAGGUAAGAAAUAUAACGAGAUACGUUCCGAUGCUGUUAGAAUUUUAUUACAUGCUGGCCUCAUGAAACGUGACGAGGAAGACGGUAGUCCAGUGAUCACCCAAGCCGGUUUUCAGUUUUUGUUACUAGAUACGGCUUCACAAGUAUGGUAUUUUAUUCUUCAAUACUUAGAUACAAUAGAAGCUAGAGGCCUCGAUUUGGUAGAGUGUCUUACUUUUCUCUUUCAAUUAAACUUCUCGACUCUUGGUAAAGAUUAUAGUACGGAAGGUAUGUCAGAAGGCCUUCUAACAUUUUUACAACAUUUGAGAGAAUUUGGCCUAGUUUACCAACGCAAACGAAAAGCAGGAAGAUUUUAUCCCACCCGUCUAGCACUUAACAUAGCAACGGGACAAAAUAAACCAUUAACAAAAGACUUAAAUAAGGAUGGGUACAUUGUAGUUGAAACAAAUUAUAGAGUCUAUGCGUACACAAACUCAAAUUUACAAGUAGCACUACUUGGACUUUUUUGCGAAAUGUUGUACAGAUUUCCAAAUUUAGUGGUAUCGAUACUAACUAGAGACUCUGUACGCCAAGCAUUAAAGAGCGGUAUAACUGCUUCGCAAAUAAUUGGUUAUUUACAGCAGCAUGCCCAUAGUAAGGUGAUCGAGGCAGGAUCUCAGUUAUUGCCACCAACAAUUGUAGACCAAAUUAAACUGUGGGAAAAUGAAAGAAACAGAUUUAUAUUCAGUGAAGGGGUGUUGUACAGUCAAUUUCUUUCUCAAGCAGAUUUUGAGGUACUCCGAGAUCACGCUCUUUCAACAGGGGUCCUCAUUUGGCAAAGUGAAAGGAAGCGAACCAUGGUCGUAACAAAGGCAGGACAUGAUGAUGUGAGGAAGUUCUGGAAAAGAUAUUCAAAAGGAUCGAGUUCCUAAUACAUCAUUCACUAAGAAUUGUCGUAAAUAUAUGUAAGAAUAUUCAAAAUCCUCCCAUAACUGUCUCUGUAUCAGUUAUUAUUCGUAUUGUAAUUCGAUUUUUUUUACUAUUAACAGAUAAAUAUCCAAGACUGUAUUUUACAAUAAAGCAAUAUUUGAUAACGUGACUA
This is a messenger RNA of Orussus abietinus, 1867 nucleotides long. It is a transcript of the gene mrn, whose product is annotated as general transcription factor IIH subunit 4. Gene Ontology annotation, cellular component: transcription factor TFIIH core complex; transcription factor TFIIH holo complex. Gene Ontology annotation, molecular function: ATPase activator activity; double-stranded DNA binding. The transcript is spliced from 7 exons. The coding region runs from base 258 to 1697 and encodes 479 amino acids. The record is from RefSeq and is a predicted model, not a curated record. Gene Ontology annotation, biological process: nucleotide-excision repair. Lineage: Eukaryota; Metazoa; Arthropoda; Insecta; Hymenoptera; Orussidae.